AUGCAUCACCAAAACAUUUUCUCUUCAGAUUUCUCCAAGGAAGCACCAAUAAGUUAUAACACUGAGGGUUUAACAGUUGUUUCAGUUUUAGUGGGAGUAGGAGCGGUUGCGGUAACAGCCAUCCUGGCCAGAGCAUUUCUAGGUCGUAUUCUGAGUAGAAAGAAAAAGCCACAAAUUACCCUCAAGGACCCAACACUCAGGUACCCGCUUAAGCUUGUUGAUAAAGAGAUAAUCAGUCAUGAUACUCGGAGAUUUAGAUUUGCAUUGCCAAGCAGCGAUCACAUUCUUGGGUUACCCAUAGGCCAGCAUGUAUAUCUGUGUGCCCGUAUUGAUGGCCAGUUAGUGAUACGACCUUAUACGCCCAUAUCCAGUGAUGAUGACAGAGGAUAUAUGGAUCUGUUGGUCAAGAUUUAUUUCAAGAAUGUUAAUCCCAAAUUUCCCGGAGGAGGGAAGAUGUCACAAUAUCUUGAAAGCAUGGAAAUUGGCGACUACAUCGAUGUCAAAGGUCCGGUUGGUUAUCUGGAGUAUGUAGGUCAAGGAACAAUUAAGAUCAGGACAGACAAAAAAGUUGAACCACAGAUAAAGAAAGCCUCAAACAUUGGGAUGAUUGCUGGAGGAACAGGUAUCACUCCGAUGCUGCAGAUCAUCAGAUACAUAUUCAAGGAUCCAGGAGAUAAAACAAUUGUUUGGUUGAUAUAUGCAAACCAGACAGAGAAGGAUAUUCUGUUGCGUUCAGAACUGGAGGAUCUCCAGAGCAGUCACCCGUCUCAGUUUCACUUGUGGUUCACAUUGGACAGGCCAAGUGAGAACUGGCAGUACAGCUCAGGUUUUGUGAACAGUGAAAUGAUGACAGCUCACUUAGCUCCCCCUGGCAAAGACACUCUCGUCUUCCUGUGUGGACCACCACUUAUGGUCAAUGUUGCUUGCAUACCCAAUCUGGACAAACUUGGAUACAAACCGGACAGCAGAUAUACUUUCUGA
Messenger RNA from Candidula unifasciata, 981 nucleotides. NCBI's taxonomy places the organism in Eukaryota, Metazoa, Mollusca, Gastropoda, Stylommatophora, Geomitridae. The record is from the annotation of a GenBank genome assembly.